Symbiodinium sp. CCMP2456 is the source of this 2598-nucleotide messenger RNA. Lineage: Eukaryota; Dinophyceae; Suessiales; Symbiodiniaceae. The record is from the annotation of a GenBank genome assembly.
AUGGGUCGGAAGAUCUUAGGGUCUGAGCAGCACUUUCUCUUCCCGCUUGGUAGCCAGGAUGCGUCCUCUGCUGCGGAUUCCCGAGUACACCAAGUGGCGAGCUCCACUCAGAUGAUGCUGGUGGUGCUGUGCACUUCUGCUGUGUCGGGAAAAACAGAAGAACAGAGAAAUUCUUCCAGAGAUUUCUUGCAUGCGCUGCUCAAAUUUCUGUCGCCUUGGGCAUUCACGGUGUCCGUGGAGGGUGUCGACUUCGACUUCGCCUUGGAUGCAGAUGCCCAGAUCGACCUUCGGGAAUUGCUUGGGUCUGACUCAUGGAGGCAAUGCCUAGCAGGCAAGAGGAGCCCUUUCCAGAAGCAUUUCAAGCAGCGGGAACAAAAGCUCUGCGAUGUUCUCCUGAGCCUUCGCAAUGUGGAAAGGCACCACGACCUGCUGAGGAAGCUCCUUGUUGCCAUUGCUGCUGGGCUCGAGAUCGCCUUGGACUUCGUACCGGAGGCUUUUAUGCCAGAAGAGGAACUGGACGAAGAGCGGCUGGAGAAGGGCCUAGGCUCUAAGAGCUCCAGGGACAUGGCAGGGAGAGUGAGAAACGUGCGCUCUUUGCGAGGAGGCCUGAACCAGAAGAAAAAGAUGUCCCUGAGGCUGACAAAUCGUCAGAAAGCCAAGAUUCGCGGUAUGAAGGCCAAGCUCCAAGGACUGGUGACCAAAAAAGACAGACACAGGGAACGAGCAUUAUACUGGCAGGCGGCCCGACGCCAUCUGCAAACCGCCAACCGACUCGCCGUCGCCUUCGAUGCCAGUCGCGUCGGUGGCGAGCGACACAGAGAAGCCAGUGAGAGAACGAACGACAGCGACGUCGUCUUCAAGAAGUACAAAGGCCCGCCGGAGCGUGCUGCUGCCUACGACUCCUUGCUCGCCUUCGACCAUUGCCUUCGCAUCAUGCACGGUGAUUCCGGUUUGGAGGCUUUCUUGGCAAGGGAUGGUCAGGAUGAAGAAGACCUGCGGCAGAAACCGGAGUUUCAAAAUGCCACGAACCUGGCGGGCAUGGUGUCCAAGAUGAAAAUGGCACAAGCCAUACUUUCUUACUGCCGAGGGCCUUACAAAGGCGCGAAAUGGUUUCGCAUUCUCCAAGAAGAGGCCAUGGACUUCGCAAAGACCCUGGCCUGUGCUGACGACGGCUCUGGUCAGGUCCUGCUGAACGCCAUCGCACCCCGAGUGGCGCGGGAGAAGGACUUGAGUCUGGAAGAGUGCAGUCCGCAGGCUCUUCUCAAGAUGCUUCAAGAAGCUCGCUUCCUGAAGGCCUACACCGGCAGCGGCAACUUCUCACGCUGGGACGAGUUUCAUGCGGCAUGGAAAAGCCGCCGAGACGAAAACGGACUGCUGUUGCUGCUCAUGCAGUCUUAUUGCCUUCGAGCGGGCAUUCUGCAAGUUGCAAAGAACAAUGUCGCCUUGGCCUCCGGAGUCGCCGAUUUGGCCACAGCCGCUUCAAAGGCGAAGGAAGCCUCGCAAAAAACUGCUGCGUUAUAUGCUCGCUGCCGAAACAAGUUCCACGUGGUCACAAUGCUUCUCAUGGACUCCGACCUGAUCAACGCCCUGAACGCCUGGCAUGGGAUCACGUAUCCUCUGUCGCGCCAGCUCAACUGUUUGAGGCGAGAUGUGAGGGGGAGACAAGGCGCCUUGGCCAUGUGGCAUUCUUUCGCAUCGGGACAAUGGAUUUCGGUUGUCCAAGAGAUGUACGAUGCCGUCUUCGAUGCCGAUCUGCAUGGUCGCCUUGGCCUUCUACGGCAGGAAGAUUGCGCCGGCUCCACGUACUACUACAACUUGAGCGAGGAGCACCCCCUGGUGACUCACCAAGACAGCCUUUUCCGACAGCUGUGCGACAUGUUCUUCUGCGCAUGCUACCACAAGUGCCUGAGCAGCAUGGCCUUCUUCGACUUUCCGCACAAGCUCGUCUUGCUGACCGGCAACGACACCAAGGUCAUCCAAGACGUGUGUGUGGAGCUCGAAGAACAGUAUCAGGCUUUUGAAAGUGCUCAAAAAAUUCGAACGAAAUGGUGCAAAUCUGCGUGCCAAACAUCGCCCAUGCAGCUCCAGCUGGUGAAAGAUGUCGUCUUCGACAUCCGCCGGAACCAGGGUACCGCAACGCCGGUGCUCCGAACACUGCUUCGAGAUCUUUGGUCCAACAUCGCCUUCACCUUCAAUGAGGAAGGAUUUCGUGCUAUGCGAGAGCAUGAAGAAAAGCACAACUUGAAUCAUGCGAUGCCGUCCAUAGACGGCUGGGCGAAGCUUUCUGGCGAGAACAUUCUGGGCUCCUUCGGGUACGAAGAGAUCCAGCCGGAUGAUGCCGAGGUCACAGUCGGGAACAUCCCGUCCACUUUCUUCCACACUCGAAAGCUUUCGCCUUCGACGGAGAAUCUGCGAACCAUCAUGAAUCGCAAGACAUGGCCUUCGCUUUCGCCUUUGCGUGCCUCGGCCGUGGUUGCUGAAUCAGCGCUUAUGGUGCGUUUCCACAAGGAAGGGCGGCUGCCUGAUCUGGUCAACACGUGGAGAACCCGCUUUCUGCAACGUGGCCUGCUGCUGAAAGACAAGAAAAACCCUGAGGAG